Messenger RNA from Diaporthe batatas, 3034 nucleotides. RefSeq lists its product as uncharacterized. The record is from RefSeq and is a predicted model, not a curated record. The transcript is spliced from 5 exons. Lineage: Eukaryota; Fungi; Ascomycota; Sordariomycetes; Diaporthales; Diaporthaceae. Bases 563 to 1933 code for a protein of 456 amino acids. Gene Ontology annotation, biological process: carbohydrate catabolic process; fungal-type cell wall biogenesis. Gene Ontology annotation, molecular function: mannan endo-1,6-alpha-mannosidase activity.
CUCCGUCCCUGACCUGACAUUGGCGAUUGGCGACCCUGCUGAUGAUGGUGGCUGCGCUUCGGGUAGAGUGACACCCAAAAUAAUAAGGUUGGUCACAUCCCAACGCCUGUUCCCGUAACGCACUCAAGUCACCGGUGCUGCUAGUCUCCCACUCUGCCACUCCCCUUUCUCGUAAACCGGACCGGCUGUCCAACUUCCCAAGCCUCAAUUUCCCACUCCCUCCCUCUCCUCUGUCUCUUGCAGUCAACAACCUCACCUCAGGCCAGGCCGUCACCGUUGUCGCCGACCCACAAUUCCGAUCAGCGGCCUCUGCUAUUAACUGUUACUGCCUUUCAUCGACAUCCGUACCGCUUGUUCCAUGUGCACGACUUAUUAGCACCGUCUGUGCCGUUCUUUCGAGGCGUUGGUUGUUUAGCACUCGCGACCAGAGCCCACGCAAUCCCUCGUAUUCGCUCCCCCCCCCUGGCCCAGCACCCCAAGUGCCGCCAAAAUCCACCUCUUCAGCACCAAGGAACAACAACUUUACCAUCGUCACUCGUUUUUCUGUCCAAAACCGCGAAAGAUGUCGCCCAUCGCCCUGCGCGCCGCUGUGGCGCUCCCUGCCCUUGCUUCUGUCGCCAAUGCGGCUUAUUCUAUUGCAAGCAAUGACGACAUCAAGAACACUGCUGCAUCGCUUGCUUAUGACACUAUGAGCUACUACAAGGGAAACCAGUCGGGCCAGACACCCGGUAUCCUGCCCGGUCCACCACCUGCCGGUGAUUACUACUGGUGGGAGGCUGGCGCUCUGUGGGGUGCAAUGAUUGACUACUGGCACUUCACCGGCGACUCCACCUACAACGACGUCGUGACCCAAGCAAUGCUCUUCCAGGUCGGGCCAAAUCGGGAUUACAUGCCCCCAAACGUUACCGCAUCGCUCGGUAACGAUGACCAGGGCUUUUGGGGUAUGUCGGCCAUGACUGCCGCCGAAAACAAUUUUCCCAACCCGCCCGAAGACGAGCCCCAGUGGCUAGCCCUAGCUCAAGCCGUCUUCAAUACCCAAGCAGAUCCUAUAAGACACGAUACUACCUGCAAUGGUGGUCUUCGCUGGCAGAUUCCCCUGUCGAAUAAUGGCUACGACUACAAGAACAGCAUUGCGAACGGAUGCUUCUUCAACCUCGGUGCACGCCUGGCUCGCUACACCAACAACCAGACUUAUGCCGACUGGGCCGAGAAGACCUGGGACUGGGUCACAGGCGUUGGGUUCAUGGACGCUGACUACAAUAUCUACGAUGGUGCUCAUGUCGGUACUAACUGCACCGACAUCAACAAAGCCCAGUUUUCCUACAACAAUGGCGUCUUCCUGCUAGGUGCCGCCCACAUGUAUAACUACACGAACGGCGACGAGACAUGGAAGGCGCGUGUGCAGGGACUACUGGACGCUACCAUCAAAGUGUUCUUCCCAAACAACAUAGCGUACGAAGUGGCCUGCGAAGAGCACAUGACUUGCACGACCGACAUGCUGAGCUUCAAGGGCUACGUGCACCGAUGGUUGGCUACCAUGACCCAGAUCGCACCCUUCACGCAUGACCAGAUCAUGACCGUCCUCAAGACUUCGGCGGAGGCCGCGAUCAAGCAGUGCACAGGGGGUCCAUCCGGCACUGAGUGUGGCUUCCAGUGGUCCAGCGGCACAUUUGACAACAGCGUCGGUGCCGGUCAGUCCAUGAACGUUUUGGGCGCUGUGUCGUCGCUGCUGGUUGCAUCCGUCGCGGCCCCCGUUACCAACUCCAGCGGUGGUACCAGCGUCGGCAAUAACAACGCCGGCUCUUCAUCUGACUCCUUCAUGGGAGACUCGAGACCGCCGACCACCGGCGACAAGGCCGGUGCCUCCAUUCUCACAAUCCUGGUCUUGGCCGCUGCUGCCGGCACAUUUGGGUGGAUGUCAACAGGUAUAUAAUCACGCCCGCCCUGCGCAACUCGGCAGUUCUGGAUGUUUUUCUUGGUUUAUGCCCAAUGUGGCAGUCCGGGAUUGAUAAUGGUUGAUGAGGCAAUGUUUGCAAGGGCCGGGCCACGACUGGCAGGUGCUCAGAGCACCUAAGCCACACGACGGGCAACUGGACAAUGGCGUCACGGAUCACGGAAGGACUGCAGGGUACUAUCUGGAAGGACUUUUACAAUAGGGGCGUUGGUAUUGUUUUUUCUCGAUCUGUUCAUAGUACGGGAUUCUGCUUGAGUGGCACAUAAUUGGCCUCUUCCCCCGACCGAGGCAGACGCUGUGGAGCCCUACGUGCUCACUGCCAUCGGCGGGAUGAGUUAGAGCAUACAGUAAAUCAUAUUGUUAUACAUUUUAGGAGAUGCUGUAGAGCGUGGGUGAUUCGCGGAACAGGGCAUCCGAAACUGUCAUGAACCAUGAGGUCAUAGGUGCCCAAACAUCAGAUGAGCGGCUUGUGACAGCUGCUGACGACGUUUGCCCGGGUUGUCACCUAGGGCCAUUUCAAGGCGCGAGGGAUGUCCGUGAAAGGACAUGGAUACCUGGAGGGAGCCGGUGACUCGACCCCCAUGCAGCGUUGCUCUCGCUGUCAUUAAUGGCACGCUGCGAAGAAGAUCGUAUUUGACUGGCCUCUCAUGUUUCUCGUGACAUGAGCGCAAGAACGCAAAAGACGUCGAAAUAAAGUAUGGGUUCUAGACCCGAAGCGCCGACUUGCAAAAGGUGGAUACCCGUUGUGGAAGGAAUGAGAUGAUCCACGCUCGUGGUCGCAACCGUGGUGGGCUUUCUAGGGGGCUGAUGUGAGCAGACGGGCAGGGCUUGUAUCUGGGCAAUCUUUUAUGCCCCUUCUCCACCAAGGCCAAACAAAGCAUUGCCCGUGCAUUGUCAAAUGAGACUAGGACAUGCUGGAACCUGCUGAACCUGGGGCGAAAUUUGUGGUCUUUUGCAAACCUGCAGACGUAUCACUUGGUAUCUCUUUUCUUGGUACACAUGUUUCUGUGGUGUAACGUCGGAGUGGGCUCUGGACCCCUUGCACCCCUGAACCCCACGAAUUCCCGCCCAAGUGUCUAC